CGUCAUCUGAGAUUAUGCCAACAACAGAUCUGUUAUUGGCGAAUUUACAAAUCAUACAGUCACUAGUGUAGUGAGAGUAGUACAGUAGGCUAAGCCAAUGCCCUUGAGGUGCGCUUGUCUUGAUUGUCAGCAAGGAGGAGAAAUUAUUUCCGAUCCAGACUGACUGUGGUCUUCUCAUGAAGUGGCUAAGGUUCAAACUCAAUCAAGCACAAGAGCCAGAACUUCGUAAGAUGUAGCAUCUUCAGAGGAGAGUUAACCUUUCCGAUGUGCUCUCUGCCACUACUCCUGUAACAUGGCUGGGUCACUGAAGAGACAUUACCACAAGAAACACCCCAAUGAUGAAUAUGUCAAUGCUGGGACUGGUGUGCUCGCUCAGGAGAGUGUGGCGCAACAAGGUGGUGUAAAGUGUCCGGUCUGCAGUUUUGUUUAUGGUACCAAAUGGGAGCUGAACAGACACCUGAAAAACAAACAUGGAUUGAAGAUUGUGGGCAGCAUAGAAGGCGAAGCCAUAGAACAGCAGGUUCUCGAAGCUCCUGCAGAGCAGACUCAAACACAGUACUUUCACAUAGCAGAGAGUGAAGAGGAUGUGCAAGGUGCCCAAGCAGCUGUGGCAGCUCUUCAAGACUUGCGGUACAAUACAGAGAAUGGUGAGUAAAGCAGUGUAACAUGUGGCCACGUUGAUAACUGUAACUCUCUAAUAUAAACACCAGUUUUGAAUUACUGUGAACCAAGAUCAUUUCAGAGUAGCAAUCUAAGAGUAUGCAAUUAAGUUACACAGUUAAGGUUUAGAGUAUUUUGUUGAAGAUUGGUUUACAGACCUCAUAAGCACCUAAUAUGUAGUUGGUAACAUGUGCAAUGAUUCAUGUAAGAGUUAGUGUAGUAGGACAUGUAGAAGUAACUAGCACUUUGGUGAAUGGGAGUGUAUAAUAAACUAGUAAGUGGGAAGGAAGGAAUUUACAUAAUACCUGGGUUGAAAUCUAUCAUUAUCGUCAGGAUAAGGACACCAUCACAUUAAUACCAGCCAAGUUUAAGUCACGCAUAAACCAUGUUUAAAUUUCCUUUCUGAGCAACUGAUUUAUUAAGGAGUCAUAGAAUACCAUAGAGCAAAAAUAGCCCCUCCAGACUAGUCCAUGCCAGCCUUGUCUUCUGCCUAGUCCCACCUAUAAGCAAUUGGACCACAGCCCUCCCUACCUCUCCAAUCCACGUACCUAUUGGAGUUGAUUUGAAGAGCCUGUGAGUGUCUUCGGGCUAGAUGGCAAAAUCUGGGCCCCAGGCGAGUCACUGAGCAGCGUGGUCAAGGCUCAGAGCCUUUCGUAGCAGUGGUGCCUAGGUCCUAGUGUGAGGUACAGUACGCUGUUUAGAGAAGUUAAACACUAGCCCAGAUUGGAGGCAAGAGCUGACUUUGCCUGCUCUCUGCGAUCGGAGCCUUUUGCUGUUCAGUUGUUUGGUCAAUUUAAACACUGACUCAGAUAGACUGAAAAGACAGGGUGUCGAGAUCGGAGGCGAGAGCCAAUUUUGCUCGUUCUCCGUAGUGGUCAUUUACUUGGAUUUUCAGAAGGCAUUUGACAAGAUGCCACACACGAGGGUGCUUAACAAGAUAAAAUCCUGUGGCGUUACAGAAAAGAUACUGGCAUGGAUAGCGGAAUGGCUGACAGGCAGGAGGCCGCGAGUGGGAAUAAAAGGAGCCUUUUCUGGUUGGUUGCCGGUGACUAGUGGUGUUCCUCAGUGGUCAGUAUUGUGACCGUAAUUCUUCACAUUGUUUGUCAACGAUUUGGAUAAUGGAAUUGAUGGCUUUAUGACAAAGUUUGUGCCAGAGGUAGCUGGAGGGGUAGGUAGUGCUGAGGAAGCAAUGCGA
This is a messenger RNA of Mobula hypostoma (lesser devil ray), 1855 nucleotides long. RefSeq names its product zinc finger protein ZFAT-like. The coding region runs from base 293 to 655 and encodes 120 amino acids. The record is from RefSeq and is a predicted model, not a curated record. The transcript is spliced from 4 exons. Lineage: Eukaryota; Metazoa; Chordata; Chondrichthyes; Myliobatiformes; Myliobatidae.